ACGUUGGUUUAAGGGGUAGGCUAGCACUGAUUCGCCUUCUGCGGGCGGGCUGCUGAUUGGACAGCGAUCUAUAACCCGCUGCAGCGCACCACCUCGCAACCAUUCGACCGCUGCUUCACUACGCCGUCCAUUCGCACUGUGAUCUGAAGAAAACUGGCAGGAUUUCACCAGUGCAGAUGAUCUGACCGAAAAGAUUUGCAUACAGCCUAAAAGUGAGAUCUGGGAAGAAAACAAACACCCCUCAUAUGAAAAGAGUACAUCUCGGCUUUCUGUGACCUACAGACAAAGAGACGUUCUGCAGCACCUGAACUGAGGGACAUCUCUGUCCACUCCACCCUAUCUAUAUAUAUAUGUAUAUAUAUAUUAAUGAUGUCGGAACAGACGUAAUACAGUGAUAACCCACAGCAAUAGUGAUAGGUCAAUCACUGGAAAGUUGAUGCAAAUCUCAGCACAUUUGAAAGAGUGUAGAAGCUUCUAGAAACAUCUAGAACAGCGGUUCUCAACUAUUUUGACUCAAAAGCCCCUCAUUGUCCAACACAGUUUUCAGUGCCUAAUGUAGGAUAUUUUGGCUAGUAUUUCUGCUAUAAUUAUGACAAAGAUUGCUUGUUUUUAAUCUUUUUAUAAACAUAAAUUGGGAAACUAGCAGAAAUAGUAAUAGACAGGGAAAAAAAUAAAUAUGAUUUCUUCAUUUUAUGUAUUUCAAGCAUUUUAAUAAAGUUUUAAGUUGUUAAUAAUAUGAUUAAUAUCAGUUAAAUAAAUAAUCAUAUAUUAAACUGAAUAAUUUUAAGUCAUCGUGCUGCCCCCUUUUUUUUCUCAGAAGUUUUCUGAGGGCCCUAGUGGGUCUCAUGCCCUGGUUGAAAACCACUGAUCUAGAAUGCGAAUAUGAUUAAAGAGAAAGCCUUCUUAGUCCUUUUUCUGUAACUGCAUAUGAAAGAGGACAUUUCCAUUUAAAUAAGGUAUGAUUGGUGGCAUUCGAUCCAUGAGGGAAAUGCUGAGUAAUGUUUAUGUUUCUAGAAAGAAUGCUACUAAACAAAACUAAACCAGCACUGACAUCGAAAGAUGGAUGGUUUUUGCUCAGUUGAGUGAUGUAUUCCAAAUAACUACACGUGAUUGGCCCUGUGGGCUGAACAUGUGUGAUUGAUAGGUGAUCCGGCCACUGACGAGAUGCCAUCCAAGGUGUCAUGCUUGUAUUUGCUGACUGUGGUUUGCUGGGCCAGUGCACUGUGGUAUCUCAGUGGCUCUCGGCCCUCAACCACCUAUGUGGGUCAGAUGAACUUCACUCCCCGCAAAUCGCUUCCGAGGCUCUCAAAGAACGACACGUUCAGCAAUAUCCGAACACGUACUCUGAACCCACACAAUUUCAAGUUCCUCAUAAACGAGCCCAACAAAUGCGAAAGCACAACGCCCUUUCUUGUCCUCCUGAUAAGCACCAACCACAAGGAGUUUGACGCCCGCCAGGCGAUCCGGGAGACGUGGGGAGAUGAGAACAUGUUCGGCGACGUUCGAAUUUUGACGCUGUUCCUUCUUGGGUACAGCACUGAACCUGUCCUCAACCAGAUGGUAGAACAAGAGAGCCAGAUCUUCCAUGACAUCCUAGUCGAGGACUUUGUGGAUUCCUACCACAAUUUGACCCUUAAGACUAUCAUGGGCAUGCGAUGGGUGACCUCGUUCUGCCCAAAUGCACAAUACGUCAUGAAAACAGACAGUGAUAUAUUUGUCAAUAUGGACAAUUUAGUGUUUAACCUUCUGAGACCCAACUCCAAACCAAGGCGACGCUUUUUCACAGGUCACGUGAUAAACGGAGGACCCAUACGUGACGUUCACAGCAAGUGGUUCAUGUCCAGAGAGCUCUACCCUGAUAGCAGGUACCCACCCUUUUGCUCUGGCACUGGAUAUGUCUUCUCUGGAGACAUUGCAGAGCUGAUUUAUAAGACCUCCCUCCAUACACGACUCCUACAUCUGGAGGAUGUGUACGUGGGACUGUGCCUGCGGAAACUAGGCAUUCACCCUUUCCAGAACAGUGGAUUCAAUCACUGGAAAAUGUCCUACAGUCUCUGCCGCUACCGAAAAGUGUUAACUGUACAUCAGAUCUCACCAGAGGAGAUACUAAGAAUAUGGAACGAUAUGUCCAAUAAGAAACAUCUCAAAUGCUAGCAAAUGUGAGACGGAUGCGGAAUAAUGUGAAAUUGAAAACGUACAGGACUGUUUGUGACCCUCCAGAUCUGAGAUACAGCAAUACAGUUCAUAUACUUGCAACACAGACCACACUCAUUAAGUCAGUGUCAGUCUGUAGAGCAAUAUGCGCUGGAUUCACAAGGUAUUAGCAAAUGGUUAUAAUGGUUUUAAACUGGUGUUUUUGGCCUUACAUACUUAACAUUAUUCAUAUACCAGGCCGCUGUGAAUUGCUUUAUAUUAAUAAUACCAACUUUCAAAUGAACACAGUAUUAUAUGAGAAAUAGCAAUGCAGUAUUUACAGUACUAUCCCAAACGUCUGCCAUAAACAUACAUUUAUUCUGUAUAUUGCUCUUAAAAUGAAUAAUAACUAGAUUACCCAUGAUGAUGCAUAUUUAUGUGUAUUUCAAGCCUUUGCAAAGCGGUUGAGCUCAGUUUUAUAACUGUGGGUCGGAAGAAGAUUGUGCUUUUUUCAGGUUACAAUUAAAUAAUGAAUGCAAAAAUAGAUGGUAUACAGAUACACACACACACACUUUAAUUCUGCAUGCAGUACUCACAUUUUUUUUUAUUAUUUAAAUUGUAUAUUUUAUUAUAUUAUUUUUU
Molecule: messenger RNA, 2775 nt
Organism: Cyprinus carpio (common carp)
Lineage: Eukaryota; Metazoa; Chordata; Actinopteri; Cypriniformes; Cyprinidae
Product: beta-1,3-galactosyltransferase 1-like
Cellular component (GO): membrane
Molecular function (GO): N-acetyl-beta-D-glucosaminide beta-(1,3)-galactosyltransferase activity
Source: RefSeq, a predicted model, not a curated record